Molecule: messenger RNA, 4899 nt
Organism: Schistocerca serialis cubense
Lineage: Eukaryota; Metazoa; Arthropoda; Insecta; Orthoptera; Acrididae
Product: hornerin-like
Exons: 5
Coding region: 7-1803 (598 amino acids)
Source: RefSeq, a predicted model, not a curated record
GCAGCCAUGGCCACCAGAAGCGGCCCACCGGCCGUGCUAGCGCUCCUGUGCGCGGCGGCGUUCUUGUCAGCUCCGACGAGCGCCGAAGAAGCGAGAGAGGAGGCUGGCGGUGAAGGCCGCGGCCACUUGCUAGUGCCGUUCCACCAGGCGAACACGGCGCUGCUGCACAGGGCAGCUGCCAUCACUGGGGUCGUCCCGGACUCUGCGGCUGUGGUGGCUGCCGCCUCUCUCCAGCAGCGACCACAGGCGCCGGACCAGGAGCAGCCGAAGCCAGCGCGCCCAGCCCAACUGAACGACGAGCCGCCCCAGCAGCAUGCUCAGGGUGGACAACCCGCAGCGAAGUUGGCAUCGCACGGUAACCAUCCAGAAUUCACAGGAGUCAUAUUCCGCAAUCAUAAUCACCAAGAACCGGUGGAAGAGCCAUUCCAGAAACAGCAAAUCCCAGUCAGCUCCGACUCAGCUGGGGCACUGCCUCACCAUACUGUGCCCAAUAGACUGUCGCCACACCAGACACCACAAAAAUCGUCUACACCAGAGGCGGCAUUCUUCCAACAGGCCCCACACCUGGCCGCCAUAGCAGUAGCCCCACCCCCACAUUUCCAACAGAGCUUACCAGAGACUGUGAAGGCUCCAUACCAUCAUGUCCAGCACCAACCUGCACAGACUGUACAAGCUGCACCUCCACCACAACACCCAAUGUCGGCGCAGCAGUCUGUUCCGCAACUCCAACAAAUUCUUGACCGCCAAACAGGAGCAGAGGUGGUACCUGGCAGGAGGACCCCAUAUCUCCCAUCUCCUGCAGCGGCAGCGCCCAAGCAACCUCUCCAUCGAGGGUCACCGGUAGGAGAAGAAGCGCCUUCCAGGCAGACUCCAUAUUUUACAUCACCAGCUGCUCUGGCUCCGAAGCGACCUGGUCAACGUGUUCCACAAGUAGUGGAGGCAGAAUCUUCAUUCCUGCCACGUCGAACAGCUGCAGCUCUCAAGGAGCACGCCCACCAUAAUCGUCCAGCGGCAGGGGCCGCUUCGUUCCACCACAUCCACCACAUAGUGCCUGUUGCCGCCACUCUCCCACUCCACCACUUUUCACACCACUCAGCGUAUGUGGGAGCAGCGCCACUUCAACAUGCCCAUCACUCUGCACCUGCAGACGGAGCAGCAUCACAUCAUAAGGCCACUCACGCAUCGUCUGGAGCACACGGUGGAGGCGGCCACGGCGGGUCCGGCGCUGGUGGGAAGUCGAGCGGCGGAUCGUCUGGGAGCGGCGGCUCGUCACACCACCACAAGGAGUCGGGGGAGAGGGGUUCGUCAGGCAGCGAGAAGUCCCAGCAUUCGUCAGUCGUGGAGAAAGGGGGCGGCAGCAGCCACAGCGAAAGCGGCGGGCAUGCGUCGCACCACCACAAGCAGGACGGCGGCGCGCACGGCCACAAGUACAAGGGCGGUGGUCACAAGGGCAACAACGCCUUCUCCAAGGGAUACCGUGACAAGUACCACAAGGACGAGCACCACCACCUGGACGACUUCUGGAGCAACGGCCAGGAGAAAGGCGGCUACCACAAGUACGGAGAGCAGGGCUCCCACUUCAGCGAGAAGGGCAAGAAGAAGGAGUCCGCCAAAAAGGCAACGAAGGGCGGCUCAGAGGGAAAGCACGGGUCCGCCGGUAAGAGCGGCAAGGGCCACGCGACCAGUGACAAGAGCGGCCACGCCGCACACGGGGGGCGCUCCAGCUCACACGAGCACUCGUCGCAGUACGCCAAGAACGGCGGCCACUCCUCGCACAAGAAGACGUCGGGGGGCAAGCAGUAGGCGGCGUCCUGAAGGGCAACAGUUGCGCCGCCAAAGACUCGCUGUGGCGAGACUCGAGAAGGUUCAAGCAGGGGGUACCCAUGGCCCUAAGUGUAGUGUGAUGUUCUGCAGUCCACUGGCAACUGGAUGGGAAUGGGGAGUGGGGUCAGAGAACGGACUCACUGACGACUUAGUUUAAAAAAGUGGCGUCCCCAAGCCACCAAAACCUGUUGUAAUAUGUCUUUAUUUGGCGGCAUACAGUUUCCUACAGGUCACCUAAAAAUUAACGAAAAUCUGUAAGAAAUAGUACGUCGCGAAAUAAUUAAGGCGAACUAUUGUGUGUAUCAGAUACUCAUGGAUACCUUUACAUCACGUUAAUGGAGGGCUUCUUGGCGUCAAGCACAUAAUUAUUGAGAUGCAGCAUCUAAAUUAAAGUUAAAAAUACAGUAUGCAUAAAGACAUUAAAAACAUAGUUAUAGAUGCAGAAAAAUACAACGUGAGUGCAUAUUAGUUAUAUAUGAUGGCAAAAUAAAAACUUGCCCGCAAAACUAUUUCAUGCACGUUAAGGUAGGCAACCCAACAUCAUCCACCCCUUGAGCAGACGUUGUCAGUUGGGUUGCCUAUCUUAAGGUGCGUGAAAUAGUUUUGCAGGCCAGUUUUAUUUUGCACACCCUCUACAUGCCCCUGUUGUCCUAUUCGCUUUUCUGCUAGUUACUACGUGUACAAUUUAAAAGCGCAUUGCACUGUUCCACAUACUGUCACACAGAAGUUGUAUGAUAAACUUACGACUGAGUCAGCCGAUGUUCGCUUUUAUGUGAGUGCAGCGAGACUGCUUACAAGUUACGAAAAUCGAUGGUAGCUUCAUUAGAGAUGCAUAAUUUACAAUAUCUGUGUCUUGCUUGUGGACAACGAAUAAAACUAACAAAACAGAGAAAGCCACAUUCGCCUUCCGACCUUCAGACAUACAUGCUCCAGUGUGUCAAUUUAUGAUACGAUUUUGGUAAGAUGGUGUGUGAAACAGUGCAAUGGAUGUUAACUUAUGCACUUAGUGACUAAUGGAAAAAUUGUGUAAUGCAAUGGACUCAUCCGUAAGUGACAGUCAUAAAAGCUUCAUUGUUAAAAUAUUCACUUUUUAUUCGUCAACUACAACAAUCAUGAUGAUACUCGCAGAGACCAACGUCCCCUGUGCGUAAGCGAAAGGCAGCCUCCGAAGUAAUGUGGCUUUCAGAAGAUUGCACAGAGGGAUGUAACGUCAAACGGCCAGAGGCGCGAUGGCGGCAGUGACUUGACAAUACUCCUGACCAUAGCAUCGGGCGGUGAACCAGAAUGCAAAUAACAGGCUGCCUGGUUGCACAGGGCAAGACACGCAGAAUCACGCUGUGGGCCCCGCAUGGACGAAACUGAUCAUAGCAGCAUUGUCUGCCCCCACACGCAAAGGUAGGCAGUAAGAAGUUCGCCCACAGAGUGACGCCUCGGCCUCGAACCGUAGUCGAUCAGCGCAGGAAGCCGGCAGGGUCAGAGGUAGGCCUAAAGGUGCCCCAUCAGUUGGUGGGUGGAAAGUUGACAACAUUUGCGUCAACGUGAAGAGUGGGGCCGCAACUACACGCGGAAGACUCUGGAGGUGCAGACUGGUUGAUCCUCGGUGACUGUCGUAAGUCCCCCCCUUAGAGCUGGUGGCUGGCAGACUGCAAUCCUUCUCACUAGAUAUGAGGUGUACUUAUACAGGCUCGGAACGUCUCUAUUUCGUUAAAGAAUCAGUUUUCAUCACAAAAGCCACAACAAAGCCACAGACAGGUCACCCACACUACAGCGGUUCUGCCUUUCCGCUGUGACUGUGCUAUUUCGGCUCUGGUCGCUCUACUUGACUGCAGCAUACGGUAACUGUCUCGACGCCUCAGUACAUUAAGUGCGGUGUGGUAAUACAGAUGUGUAAUUUUUUUAAUGUCUUUACGUAUACGCAUUUUUAACCUUGAUUUAGAUGCUGCAAUUGAUGAUAAAUAUGUACUUGUCGUCAAGGAACCUUCCUUUAACCUAAUGUAAUGGUAUCCCCGUAUAUCUGCUGAACAGAGUAGCUCAUCUUAAUUAUUCUGACGUGUACUAUUCCUUAUACAUUUCUGUUAAUAUGUGGGUGACUUGUCACUCGACCAGAGUUGUUUGUCGAUAAACAAACACAUAUUACAGUAACUUUUGAUAGUUUCGUGAUGCCAUUUUUUAAAUACAUUGAAACUGUGCGGCACUGUUUAUAAAAUGAUCUAGUUUAAGCUCUCGCUAUCCCACCCUAAUGCCGUUUAACCCGGUGGACCUUCAUUCACGAGAUAUCGUCUUCGAAAAGCGGAUGAAUGAAUUUACUAGCCCAUAAACGGCAUCCGCUUUCGUGGUUGUGAACAGCCUGGCUUCUAUGGAAUCAGGCUGGCAAGGUCGGGGUUGUGGGUUCUACACAAGUUGCGUAAAACCUGUUUUUUAAUUUUGUCACCGUUGAAAUACUUUGGUGUUUACCACAGAAAAGUAGGGGAAACGGACGCUGAAUUUGGAUUAGAUGCUGGUUUACGGCUGCAACAUUACCGACUGACAACCGAGAUUUCAGAACGUUAAUGAAAUAUGUUUCCCUCCUCAGUUUAUUAAAAAUUGACUGUAACUGUACAAUGUUCAUGGUGCAAGAGCGUUGUCGUCCUAGAAACAUUAAUAACAAACCUGUAAAUUGUAAAUCGUAUCACAAUAAAUAAAUUUAUAAGUGGCUACAACGUAAGUUACUAAAGAUGAAAGCAGUUGUUUUUAUCUCACUGUCUUCGAUUGGAUGCGGCAAUCAACUGUUACAAAAAGUGAAAUUACCACAAUAACAUAGAAAAAUGAGAAAAAAUAUAACUCGCCACGCACUAGAAUCGAACCCACGCCCAAACAAGCAGUCAGCUACCGCGCUGUUUCGUAGGCAGAUGCGAUUUUAACGAUUGGUAAACCCAUCUCGUCCGCUUUUCGAAGGCGAUGUCUGCUGAAGAUUCGUCUACCAGGAUGAUCAGUUUCAGGGUGAGACACCUGACGCCUUAAACUACAUCACCAUUCAGUUCAUUCUCCGAUCAUGAUCCCCGAAUCCAUUCCUCCUUCCCCCCCCCCCCCACCCCC